Messenger RNA from Arthroderma uncinatum, 1875 nucleotides. RefSeq lists its product as uncharacterized. The coding region runs from base 1 to 1875 and encodes 624 amino acids. The record is from RefSeq and is a predicted model, not a curated record. The transcript is spliced from 3 exons. NCBI's taxonomy places the organism in Eukaryota, Fungi, Ascomycota, Eurotiomycetes, Onygenales, Arthrodermataceae.
AUGGGUAUUCCGCGUCUGAAAGGACACCUUUUACGGUAUGAAGAAACUGUCUGGCUGGGGGAUUCGACUCCCAAUAAUGGAGAGAAUACCAGAAAAAUCACAUCCGUGGUAAUCGAUGGCCCUGCUCUCGUCUACCAUGCCUACUACAGUGUGUUGGCGACUAUGGAACAGCAUCUCAAUCCGUUUUCCGCGCAACCUUCUAGCGACGAAGUAAGCACCGGAGUAAUGAAGAUUUUACUCCAUCUGCGGAAUAUUGGUGUCACGGUAGAGAAAAUCUACUUUGACGGGGCACUCCCGGAAUCAAAGCGUGAGACACGCAUAGAGAGAAUGAGGAAACUGGCUUCGAAGCUCGAGCUGGCCUGUCUUGCUAAGGAACGCGGGUUUAAAAGUGGCACUGCUCAGCGGAGCCGGGCGAGGCCUGAUACUGAGAUAUUCUUCAGCCGGCGUUCAAUGAACCCGAAAUUUUAUGACCUACCCGACAACCCGCUUAUGGUUGCUACGGUAGUAGAGGAUCUGAAAUACCGGUGGGACUGGGAGUCUAUCAGGUUGUAUAACCAUGGCAGCAUAGAAGGAGUUUCCAACCUUACAGAACGUCCGUGGGCGGAUAUAACAGAAGUUGUUCUCGGAGAGGCUGAUAUCUACUGUGCGGAGACUGCACGAGAACGUGGCUCCGCUGUGCUUACCGGGGACUCGGAUCUUCUCGUACAUGAUCUAGGGCCCAGGGGUUCGGUGAUAUUCCUCGACUCAAUCGAGAGAUAUGAAGUCUCGGGGACCAAGAAUGGACUGCUACCCUUGGGUUUACGAGCGACUGAAAUGUGUCCUUGCAAAAUUGCCAAACAGCUGGGGGUGAAGAGCCUUCAGAGAGUGGGGUAUGAACUGAAAAGGGAUCCGUAUAUGAAAUUAUCCAUGAUCACAGAGCUGGCCAAGUCUGAUGACGAGAAAAAAGAGACGAGCUCUUCGUACAUCGCGUUUUUGAACGAGUAUACAUCUUGUGCUUACCGGGCGUCUGAAGAGGACAGCAAAGAGUUUCCUCUUCUUGAUUCAAAAGUAUCAGAACUGGUAGCUCAGUAUUACCAUCCCGGGUUUAGUCCAGAUGGCGACGUGCUGUACUCUUAUCUGCCAGUCAUGAUAGAGAAACACGGUCGGCGGUGCGCCUGGGCGGAAGCGACCGAUAUCAGGACCAUCGCUUAUUCUAUAUUCAAUUUAUCGUUCCUCGAAGGGAAGAGGAGGGUUACAGUCCGCGAGCAUUCGCGGAGAGGGGAGAGAAUAGCUUCAACGUCCGUCUCCCUGUUGAGCGAAGAAGACCUUGCACCGCUAGCUGAAGAUUUACUUGAGCAGUUAAACUCGCUCCUAUCCUCAGUAAAAGAUCAAGAGCUCUCCUCCAUUCCUAAACAUCGUGCAAUGAAGAACUUCUUCAAAGUGGGUUAUGCUGGAGAGAUGUUGAAAUGGGACGACAUUCACCUGCGAGCGCAAAUAUUAUGUACCCUCUACUCCCUGAGAAUGCUAAAACAGUUUUUGCAAGUUUCGUCGCUCAGUGGCGGCGCAAGGGUGCAGCGUCUACGGAAGCAGCUUCUCGAUGUGUUAUCUGAAUUACCUCCUUUGAGGAUAUUGUCUGAUGCUGGGAUCGGCUUCAGCGGUACUAUAGAGAGCCAUGACAAGGACAUAAGUCAUAUUAUCAAUGUUAUGUUUGAGCGACUAGGAGGAGACCAACAUCAGGAAAAGAACGAUAGGGUACAACCUGAAGACGACGGACAACCAUAUCUGUCAAACAAUAAGAAGAGAAAGAGGGAAAAGAAAGGGCUCAAUCUCCCACCCGCAGCCCGCCAGCGACCAAUACCUAGCAGGAACAUGUAUGAUAUUCUACAAGAGGAGUAA